Komagataella phaffii GS115 is the source of this 783-nucleotide messenger RNA. RefSeq lists its product as hypothetical. NCBI's taxonomy places the organism in Eukaryota, Fungi, Ascomycota, Pichiomycetes, Pichiales, Pichiaceae. The transcript has a single exon. The record is from RefSeq and is a predicted model, not a curated record. The coding region runs from base 1 to 783 and encodes 260 amino acids.
AUGGCUACGGAAGAACAACUUAAGAGGAGGAGGGAAAGAUUUUCUAAGGAAUCAAAUAAACCGUCUUCUUAUGGAUUGGUGAGCCGUGGGGAUGAUCUACGGUUGAAAGACGAGCAAGAACGAAAGAAGCUUUUUAGCCAUAUAAAGAAGCUCUGUGGUGAGAAGAGCCCCCCAAGGGAUGAAAUUUUGCUUGGUUUGAGGAAAUUAAGGGAAGCAAUACUUGACAAGCCAAUUGUUGAUAACGAAGCAAAUGAAAUCUACGUAUUCUCCAUCCAAGAAUCAGUCAAGUUUGGCCACUACCAAACGUACCUGCCCUUGCUAUUAAAUGUACUAAAGGGAUUGAAGCUGGAUAGUGACCAAUUAGGGGAGUUCAGCUCUUAUUUGGUGCUACAUUUGUCCCAUUUCAAUCAAGAAUACCAAAAGGCUAUUAGAGUCUACUUUGAAUACAGAGAUCAAUUGCCUAUCAACUCCUACGGGAGAGAACAACUAAACCACAGCUUCGAGCUUGUCAAGCUGCUGAUACUUCAAAAGUAUGACCGAUGGUUCAGAUAUUACCACGAAUGCCAGUAUAACCCUAAACUUUCCAUACAGCUGUUGUUUUUAAAAAUGGGGUACCACCAGGUGGUAGCGCAUGCAAUUAAUACCUUCAACAGAUCAUAUUUCAUUUUACCCACCCAAUACCUACAAGACUACUUCCAAACAGACCUUAAUGAACUCAUCAAAGACUCUUCAUGGAAGGUCCAAAACGAUAGCAUAGUGAUUAGAGAGAGACACAGACAAUAA